GUGGAUCACGGGUGUUAUGUAGGGAAGUGUAGUGCCGAUGUAUGUUAGUGUAUGCGGUCUGGAGUGCUGGACUUUAGACUGUGUGGAGAAAUGGAGUCUGUGUGUUCAUUAGAGCAACGCGAAAGCAGGCCCACCUCUCUCCUGUACUACUACUAAUGGUUGUUGUUACAUAAGUUAACGAGUUAAUCGAGGACAUGAUGAUAAUGCACCGUGCGGAGUGACGGUCGCACACUGGCUUAGUUCUUCAACACCACAGCAGCUUGCGGCGAGACACGAGUGGUGCGAAACACAGCGAGCAGAAAUGUCUCAGCUGCUGGACUCAGCGGAGAGCACCCCUCUGCUGAAAGGGGCUGUCGGCAGUGAUGGUAACAUGGAAGAUGGAUGUAGUCGGUGGAAGUCCAUUCGAGUCAUGUAUUUUACCAUGUUCCUCAGCAGUGUUGGGUUCUCUAUUGUAAUUACAUCAGUUUGGCCCUAUCUACAAAAGAUAGAUGACAGUGCCAACGGCAGCUUCUUAGGCUGGGUGGUUGCAGCCUACAGUCUUGGCCAAAUGGUGGCGUCACCGCUCUUUGGCCUGUGGUCAAAUCGAAGGCCCAGAAGAGAGCCUCUCGUAUGCUCCAUUCUGAUCAACGUAGCAGCCAACAUCCUGUACGCCUAUGUACACCUGCCGCCUUCCAACAGGAAGUACUUCAUGUUAAUUGCUCGUGUCUUCGUGGGCUUCGGUGCAGGAAACGUAGCGGUGGUGAGGUCCUACGUAGCUGGGGCCACGUCACUCAAGGAGAGAACCAGCGCCAUGGCCAAUAUGAGCGCCUUUCAGGCCUUGGGAUUUAUACUGGGACCAGCGCUGCAGGCAGGUCUGUCCUUCAUUGGGGAGACGGGGGUGUCCAUUGAGGUUAUCGACCUGCAGUUCAACAUGUACACUGCCCCUGCACUCUUGGCGGCAUUCCUUGGUAUCAUUAACAUCCUGCUUGUUGUCCUGAUUUUAAGGGAGCACCGUGUGGACGACCAUGGGAGGCAGAUCAGCGCCAUCAAUUACACUUCAGAAGAAAGAGUGGAUGUAACCGAUGACACUGAUGGCAGCAUUGAUCAUAUUGCUGUGGUGACUUCAAAUAUUAUUUUCUUUGUCGUUCUCUUCAUUUUCGCCACCUUUGAAACGAUUGCUACCCCUCUGUCCAUGGACAUGUUUGCCUGGACCAGAAAGCAGGCCGUGCUGUACAACGGAAUCAUCCUGGCUGCCAUCGGCUUCGAGUCUAUCCUCGUCUUUCUCGUAGUUAAGAUCAUCUCACAAAAGGUUGGAGAUCGCCCAGUGCUCUUGGGAGGACUCAUCGUGACAUUCUUUGGGUUCUUCAUCUUGUUCCCUUGGGGAAACGUGUACCCCAAGAUCCAGUGGUCAGACCUCCAGAACAGUUCGAGCCACGGAGGUCCAUCCAGUCCGCAGCCUAUCUCCAAUUCUUCUGUGGAGCCGACGGGUUGCCCCCCUGAGCAGACCUGGUGCCAGUACACCCCCGUAAUCUACAUGGCCCAGUACUUCGUGUCAGACAUCUUUAUUGGGGUCGGCUAUCCAGCCUGCAACGUCAUGUCCUACACACUGUACUCCAAGGUCAUUGGGCCAAAGCCCCAGGGUGUGUACAUGGGCUGGCUCACAGCUUCGGGCAGUGGAGCGCGGACCCUGGGUCCCGUGUUUGUCUCGCAGGUCUACACCAACCUGGGCACACGCUGGACCACCAGUCUUCUCUGCGGAGUGCUGUUUGCAGCCAUCGUCCUUCUAGCGUGCAUGUAUCGCCGUCUCAUUGCCUUCUCCGUUCGCCACGGCAGGAUAGAAGAGCCCUGACAUCCCCCACAAGGACAUGCGGACACCUUGUCUCUCUUCUAACUUAGAACAACACCUGGAAGUGCUUUUGAGGAAUGCAAACUGUUGAUUACGACUAAAUUUAAAUUUAAUAACUUAACUGUCCUGGGAAGCUGAGGUUUCUGAGGCGGAGGAAUCUCUUGGAAGAAUUCUGAAAGGAUCUGAUUGCACUUUACUAAUUUUCUAAAUGCUUUUAAUUUGUGGGGAAAAAGGUACUACUUUCGGUUUUUAACUUUUUUUUUUUU
Molecule: messenger RNA, 2091 nt
Organism: Scleropages formosus (Asian bonytongue)
Lineage: Eukaryota; Metazoa; Chordata; Actinopteri; Osteoglossiformes; Osteoglossidae
Gene: mfsd8
Product: major facilitator superfamily domain containing 8
Exons: 12
Coding region: 302-1828 (508 amino acids)
Biological process (GO): transmembrane transport
Cellular component (GO): lysosomal membrane
Molecular function (GO): transmembrane transporter activity
Source: RefSeq, a predicted model, not a curated record